Messenger RNA from Anopheles nili, 3201 nucleotides. Its product is annotated as retinoblastoma family protein-like. The record is from RefSeq and is a predicted model, not a curated record. Gene Ontology annotation, molecular function: RNA polymerase II transcription regulatory region sequence-specific DNA binding. Lineage: Eukaryota; Metazoa; Arthropoda; Insecta; Diptera; Culicidae. Bases 1 to 3201 code for a protein of 1066 amino acids. The transcript has 9 exons. Gene Ontology annotation, cellular component: chromatin; transcription regulator complex; nucleus. Gene Ontology annotation, biological process: cell differentiation; negative regulation of G1/S transition of mitotic cell cycle; regulation of transcription by RNA polymerase II.
AUGACUACGACCGAGGAAACGUCACCCGGAUCCGAGCUGGUUGCUAUGAGGGAAAUAUAUCGGGAAAUCUGCCGUGCCCUCAACAUUGAUGCCGACACGGAAAAGCGCUCGUGGCAGUCGUACGAGAAAGCACGCAAUCAGUUCGAUUUGACGGGAGAACCCAAACACUGGAUGUGCUGUGCAUUGUACGUGGCCUGCCUCCAGGAUAUGCCGGUCGUGGGUCAUCCGGAUCACUACAUCCAGGGCAAUGGCGUGAAUAUCUCAAAUCUGCUAUCGCAGUGCAACGUGAGCAUCCAGGAAUUUUUCUCUAAGAUGAAGCAAUGGUCCGGGAUCCGAUCGCUCCCUACCCGGCUGCAGACGGCAGUUGACAAUCUGCACCACGAGUUCUCGGUCUCCAUUGCGGCGUACACCGCGUUCAGCGAGGACUUUCCGCGCAUCUUCAACGAGACCAACAUAACGCCGGACGAACCGAAGCGCAACAAGAAAUCCAAACCAAACCCGUGCUCGUAUAAAAAGCUGCGCGAGUUCAGUUGGUUGCUGUUCCUGAACGUGAAGGAACCGCACAAGGAACAGCGCCACGAUAUCACCACCGCUAUGGAUCUGUCCGUGUGUGUGAUGGACCUGGUCUAUCGCAACGUCGUCGGGGACGGUCGAAUGGACCUUAUCAAUGCGAACGUGUUAACGGAGGGCGGUGGAAAUGCGGUCGAUGGGACGACAGCGGCCGCUGCCGAGGCCGCUCUGUUGAAUUUUAACGUGCGUGAUCUGCUAUGCAAUGAGUAUCCCACCACGAUCGAGAGCGUGGCCGAAACGUGCAACGCCAUGUUUCUGCCCACGCUGGCAGCGAUGUUCGAGACAAAGGAUCUGCGCGGAUGCCGUGUCCGAGGGGCCGAAGAUAUGAAGCAGUUUACGGGACUGGUAUCGCUGGCUAAUUUUGAAGAUAACCUAAAAUCUCUGAACCGCCGGUACGAACGAUCGAUCCUGCGAUGCGGCAUGCUUGAUGAGCGUAUUGCGCUCAGUUCGCGAGUACCCCCGACAAGUCUGCGCCAGCGCUGGAGAGUCCACAACGAUGGGUAUCCGAAGACUCCGCUCAGCAUCAAGUCGCGAGGAACCGGAUUCGGCACCAGGCACCACGAUGGCACCCCGGGAACUCGGGGCUUUGUCACGCCGGAUCAGACCGGGGUCGCUAGUUUCAUCGUGCGUGGUACAUACAGCCAGCUAAUGAAGAAGAUCCAGUGCCACGAACCGGGCAAACCGCGCGGCCCGUUCCUCGAUUUGAUGAGCAACUGUACACCGAGCCCGGUGGCGAUGGUGCUCGAGAAUGUCAGCCAAGUGCGGCAGCGAUUCGUGAUGAAACUGACCAAGCAGGAGGGUUGGAAUCCGCGUACGGCCGAGAGCCGGUUUGAUUGGGUCGAGGCGAUGUACCACCUGCUGGUGGAAAACAUCAUCCCGUGGGAGCUGAAAAAGCACCCGACAAAGCCCGUCUCGAAGAUGAUCUUCGACAUGUGCUCGAACAGCCGUUUCAACGAGACGAUAAUGGUGUGCGCGGCUGAGAUCAUCUUCUUCCUGCGCCAGGAGCAGCACAACUUCCCCUGGAUACUGACCGUGUUCGGUAUGGAACCGUUCCACUUCUACCAGAUUAUUGAGGUGACGGUGGACGCUAACAGUGACAUUCUGACGACGGAGAUCGUGAACCAUCUGCGGCGGGUCGAGGAACAAAUCGUCGAUUCGCUUUGCUGGAAGAGCUCAUCGGUGCUGUGGGAAACCAUGGAGAAGGAUAAAUAUCAAAUACCAGCGUGCAGGGACGUUGAGGUACGGAAUGAUAUCGCGGGUAUAACGCCUCUGAGAGGUGACCCCCCAAUGAACCACCCGAACGGUACUAGAGGCGGUAGCACGAUGGCACUAGCCACAGGUUCUACAUCUGCCGCAAGCACAUCGACUGCCUCCGGCCGUCCGGUUCCGCAUCCGGAUUCGGCCAAGAAAAAGCUCUUCAUUGAUCCUCCUGUGACGCCCUCGAAACAGGCCCCAUCGGCCGCUCCUUCCACGGUGGCAGCUGUGGCGGUGCAUUCCGCGACACAAUCAUCGUCUUCCAGUGCCACUGGGACUGGGUCGACUAGCGGCUCAUCUUCGUCGUCCAUGUCUGCAACAGCCGCAUCGAAGGUGGCAAAUGCGCCAGGUAAUUCCACCAACGGUUCCAUCGGUGAUCCUCCGUCGAUCUCAUCCUUCAGCUCACCCCAGCGUGACAGCAAUGAUCAGCCGUCGACCGAAACGAAGCGGCUGAACUUUUUCUUUCGCAAAAUGUACCACGUUGCGUACUCCAGGUUGUGCAAUUUGUGCCAAGAUCUUGGCAUCGACUCCGACGUCAUCCACAAGCUUAUCUGGACGAUCUUCGAGUACACGAUCACGAAAGGAUCCAAGAAAUUGAUGCGCGAUCGGCACAUCGAUCAGCUGCUCAUGUGUGCCAUCUUCGUGACGGUGCGCAUCAAGAAGUUGCCGAACACGUUCAAGCAGAUCAUGCACUGCUACCACAGCCAACCGCAGGCGAACAGCUCCAUCUAUCGGAGCGUGUUCAUACGCCACGAAAAGGAGGAGCAGCAAAAAUCCGCUGGCGCUGGCGAGGAGAACAACGGUACCAACGGUGCAGAAGCGAACCCACCAUCCGGUGAUCGACCGAAUGGUGACCAGCGGGUUGCGGUAACGGAGAUGGUCGGUACGUCAGUCCAGUACGAUCGCGAGGUGUACGGAGACAUCAUCAAAUUCUACAACGACAUCUACGUUGUGAUUGUGCACGAGUUCGCCAUGCAGUAUUACAACACCGAUGUGUCGCAGGAGUCGCUGUUCCUGUCACCGACUCCCAAGUCACAGCUGCGAAACAUUCAAAAAUCUCCCCGGCAGAUCAGCUCUAACAUCAAUUUGUUCGUGUCGACCACCAACAAGAUCAGCUCGCUUCCGGACUCACCAAUUGUUAAAACCAUCACGUUUCAAGCAAGCCCCGGCCAGAGUCCCACCAUUCACGAUCGCAACACAUCGCAUAUGACAAGGAAACGCGCACCAGACACGUGCGCUCGACGGUUGACCGAAACGGCUGAGUUAGAGCCCGGCCAGGCACCAAAAUUACGCCGGCUUGGGAAAAUUCACGAGGAGCGACGGCAUCAGGAUCACGAAUCUUCGGAGAACGAGGAAAUGGUGGAUCAUUCCGCAUAA